Messenger RNA from Anisakis simplex (herring worm), 405 nucleotides. The record is from the annotation of a GenBank genome assembly. NCBI's taxonomy places the organism in Eukaryota, Metazoa, Nematoda, Chromadorea, Rhabditida, Anisakidae.
UUGAGGAGGUCUUGUUCAUUCCCAACUCGAUGGUGUGAAAUAAGAGCUGAUGGUAGGCCUGGAAAACGUCUCGAUGGAACGGCAGCUGGUUCCUUUUCGUACGUGAUCAUGCAAAAAGGCGUUCGACAGCCCACUCAAUCUUCAGCACCUCGUCUUCUUGAUAUACAACGUUCACAUCACCAUUCCACCUGUACGGUGUGCACAUCGUUCAAUGGUCUGCAGCAAUUCGUCAUCUCGAAACGCGCUGGGCCACUUUACAAGAAACUGAAAUCGAAGAAGUCUGGAGAGCUUCUGCCGAUCAGCGUAAGCUCCUUUAUUUCGCUAUCAUUCGGUCGGCAUCGUUCAUUGAAUGGAGAUGGUUCCGUCGGAAUGUCAGAUCCAGAUUCCAUAUGGAUUCUUCAUUAA